GACGUCCGCCAACAAGAGUACCGCUAAUCGAUGCUCAAGAUCACAUCAUCCGACGAUAGCACAUCUUGGUCAUUUCCAAACGUGAUCUCAAGCUCACAAGUCAACCAAUAACAACAACUGCAACAAGCUAAAGCAUGGGCAAGUCCGACAUCAACGUUACUGCUGAACAAGAGCAGGAGUUCGCCUCUCUCGAGCAGGUGCUCAACCAAACUGCCGACGACGCCGCCAGAUGCCUCAAGCUGCUUAAGAAGAAUCUCUCUGAGUACGACAGUCGUCAUGGCAACCACUUCAUCAACACUGCCACCUCAUACAUGCGGAGCGACAUGCGUACCGCCAAGGACACGGCAGACGACCUGAAGCGAGUUUCACACGAGAUCAACAAGUGCCCACAGCCAUCCGAGGCAGAGAUCCGUUCUGCUCGCAAUGCCAUGGGUGCGACGGCUAAGGCCAUGGAGGUCUUGAAUACGACAGCACGCAAUUACGAUCAGAAGAACGGUCGGUCGAAGGGUAUUAAGGGUGCGGUAGACAACGCGCUCGGUUUCAACGAGAAGGAGCAGCACGAGAAGGAGGGAGGUUUCUUCGGCAAGAGCGACCAGGAAAAGGAUAACAAGAGCACCGGGCUCUUUGGAAGCGACAAGGACGACAAAUCUACGGGUCUGUUCGGAAGCGGGGACAAGCUUAAGGACCCUAACACCGACUUCUUCAAACAGAGUGGUCAGGACCAUGGCAAUGAAAAUAACGAUGUUAUCCUCGUCGACAAGUCCGACCGCCACCACCCCGAUGAAAACCGCGGUGGCAUUUUCAGUGGAUCUGACACGGUCGAGGCGCUGGUCAAGUCAACUCUGAACGAAAACUUCAACCUCAGCGCUUUGAGCCACCAGAUCACGGCCGCAGAGACGUCGUUGUCGCCGUUAUCGCCGUCGUCGUUGUCAUCGCCGUCAACAGCGUUGCCAAGCCUAGUGGAGCGCGCAAAGGAGAUGGUUAUUGACGUCAAGGACAAGCUGACGGGCAGCAAAUCGAGUCCGACGAGCGAGGACCACCACGAGCGCGCACACACAGUGACGCCAUAAGGAGCAAAACGGUAGUGAAGUGUAGGAGACGGAUACUUAGCAUUGCAUUUGCAUAUCUAGGAAGCGAGGCAUUAACAUGACCAAUUUGAAGUGAUUUGAAGAUGUCAA
Phytophthora nicotianae INRA-310 is the source of this 1178-nucleotide messenger RNA. RefSeq lists its product as hypothetical. The transcript has a single exon. Bases 135 to 1070 code for a protein of 311 amino acids. Lineage: Eukaryota; Oomycota; Peronosporomycetes; Peronosporales; Peronosporaceae. The record is from RefSeq and is a predicted model, not a curated record.